AUGAUGGCAGCGACCGCAAGCGCCGGUGAUGAUGAGGAUGAUCAGGAGGAGGAGGCGGAGGAGGAGGAGGAAGAUGUCGGUGUUGUUGAUGUGCUGAUGCUGUGUUUGAUUGGUGAUGUUGGCAAAAGUGAGAAUGAUGAGCAUCGUCCUGGCCACAGUAUCUAUGAAAGCCGGGGAUGUUAUUCUGGUACGAACGCCGCUGCUUCUGCAGCCGGCGAUGGUAGCGACGGCUUUGAUGACUGUGCAGUUGCAGCGGGUGAGGCGGAGUUCAACGCCGCUGGCGACAAGAGCUACGAGGUGGAGGGCAAGGCCGCUGGCCGCCUUCGCUCUGCUAACGGCUUCCACUUCAUGCAGGUCUUCCAAGCUGGGCACAUGGUGCCCAUGGACCAGCCGGCUGUGGCACUGCAGAUGCUCAACGACUUUAUCCAGGGUAGCCUGGCUUGGGUCUAG
Molecule: messenger RNA, 450 nt
Organism: Symbiodinium necroappetens
Lineage: Eukaryota; Dinophyceae; Suessiales; Symbiodiniaceae
Source: the annotation of a GenBank genome assembly